Suncus etruscus (white-toothed pygmy shrew) is the source of this 1443-nucleotide messenger RNA. RefSeq names its product golgi associated RAB2 interactor family member 2 (gene GARIN2). The transcript has 6 exons. Lineage: Eukaryota; Metazoa; Chordata; Mammalia; Eulipotyphla; Soricidae. Bases 1 to 1443 code for a protein of 480 amino acids. The record is from RefSeq and is a predicted model, not a curated record. Gene Ontology annotation, cellular component: nucleus.
AUGGGCCAGAGCAGUGUCGCAGAAUGUUACCUAGCGUUUUAUGUUCGUAUGUCAACAUUGAAGAAAAUUGAUUGGAAAUCAACCACAAUGAUGAACAUACAAGAUGACAACUUCAUGGAACACCCCCAAGAUCUAGCAAAUCUCCAAAAUACGUUGGAUGAAGGAGAAUAUGCCCCUUUCGUAUCUCCUCCCAUGUUAGAGAGCAACUUUAUCCAGGUCAACAGGAGAGGCGAGUCCAUAUAUCUUCAUAACAGAGCCAACUGGGUGACUGUAGGCAUCUGUUCUGCCAACCACACCACCAAGACCCCCAGUGUGAUGCUACUCGCACAUCUAGCAUCUGUCACUGACAGCGAUACAGAACCGCUUUACAGUAGUUUCCUAGAGCCAUCAUCUCCAGAGAAACUGGUGCUUACCAGGUUCCUCCCUCUACAGUUUGUUACUCUUACUGUGCAUGAUUUUGAUAAGAUGCGACUGAAAGUAAAGUUAGUAAGUAAAAAAGCCUACUACCUGCAGCUCUGCGCCCCUGCAUACCUCCAGGACAGUUUGUUUGAUCAAUGGGUAGAGCUCAUCUCCUUCCUAAAUCAGGAGAAAGCCAAAGUUUCCAAAGUAUCAGAAAUCUCGAGCGCCUCCGAAAUGACCAACAGCACAGACAUCACAUGUUCAACAGAAAACGUGGAUCUGAUGGGAAUAGUAGAUGAGAAGUGCCUAAACACGCACUCGGCCGCCAAUCCUGAAUAUGUCAUCGAAAGUGUCGACUUCUCCGAUGUCACUGAGAACACUGAUGUCACCGAUGUUACAGAUGUUCCUGAAAACGAAGUCAAAGAAGUCCCGGAUGUAAGAAUUGUCACAGAAGUCACAGAGAUCCAAGAUCAAAGUGAGAUCAAAACUAGCUCAGUUGUCACGGUGGUAUUUGAAAAUGAAGACAUAAUCAAGUCCAAAGCAGAGGAAACGAAAAUAAAAAACAUUCCGAAGCCUGGAUGUCUACGAGAUUCAAGCAAUAAGAGUGAUCUUUCGAAACGUGUCACCAUCUCAAACUUGACAUUGACUUUUGAAGGUGAAAAACGUAUUCAUUCCACCAUGACUCCAGGCAAAAGUGCAUCCAGCAAUGAGGAUAAAAUCUCUAAAAAGAAGAUAACUGAUCGUAAAGACACAACCAACACAGCUGAAGCAUCCAGGUAUGCGAGGUGGGGAAGUGUGAGAGAAGCUGACAGGACGCGCUUGAGAACUGACUCAGACUCUUCAGGUAUGGAACCAAUGCCACCGAGUUUCUCUGUGGCCCCCGGUACCCCGCAGUCACCAUGGGUUCUGGAACCAAGUAGUUACAAGCAAAGGAACCCAGACAAACAUUCUUAUGUGUUUCCUUUCCUGCCUUUAUAUUUCGAGAGUCCUGCAAAAUGCAGACUGUUUCUUAGAGUCUAUCUUUACACUCUCUUCCAUCGAUAA